Messenger RNA from Saprolegnia diclina VS20, 1862 nucleotides. RefSeq lists its product as hypothetical. NCBI's taxonomy places the organism in Eukaryota, Oomycota, Saprolegniomycetes, Saprolegniales, Saprolegniaceae. The record is from RefSeq and is a predicted model, not a curated record. Gene Ontology annotation, molecular function: mannosyl-oligosaccharide 1,2-alpha-mannosidase activity; calcium ion binding. Gene Ontology annotation, biological process: N-glycan processing; carbohydrate metabolic process. Bases 41 to 1801 code for a protein of 586 amino acids. The transcript is spliced from 7 exons. Gene Ontology annotation, cellular component: membrane; endoplasmic reticulum.
CCUAGCCCUGUAUCAGUUGACUAACCGCACGCCAACUAGCAUGGGCGAUCUCCGGCACCGUGCCGUGCGCUUGCCAUCGCACCAAGUCCAUGAGGCCGCGACAGCACCGACACAUCGGCGGAGCAUCAGUUUGGCCUUGCUUACGCUUCUCAUCGUCGGCGUCUCCCUGCACGUCAUCGUGACGGGCAAACUCCCGCUGCCCGAUCACAUCCAGGAGCGGCUUGGCAUCGAUUCGAUGCCGCUCCACCUGCGUCAGUAUAUCAAGCGCUGCAGCAAAGACCAUCACGACAUAGCAUCGAGCAGCCACGAUACCACUUUCUUGCGUCCAAGCACCAAUGUCGAUCAAGUGCGCGUGGUGAACGCGACACGAUGGGCGUGGCAGGCGUACCGCGACCACGCCUACGGGCACGACGUUUUCGACUCGCGGUCCAAGUCUGGACAUGCGUGGAACGAGCACAACCUCGGAAUUACCCUUAUUGACGCGCUUGAUACGCUCUACAUCAUGGGCAUGCGCACAGAGUUUGAUGAAAGCGUGCGUUGGGUCCGAGACGUCUUUCCGUCCAAGCUCGCUCAUGGUGGCACAGUCAGUGUCUUUGAGACAACAAUUCGCGUUCUCGGCGGACUCUUGUCAGCUUAUCAUCUCUCAGGCCAACAUGAACUACUUUCUGCGGCCGAUGCCCUCGGACAGCGACUAAGCCACGCAUUUACACAGACACCGUCGGGGUUUCCACACCCAUUGUUGACGCUCUUCAACGGGAAGAGCGGAGCAGUGGUUGCUACAACGCUCGCCGAAGUAGGCACGCUUCAGCUCGAGUUCCAGUACUUGACACAACUCACUUGCAACCAAAAGUACCGCAAAGCGGUGGACGUUGUCAUGGAUCAAUUGCUCUACGAAAUGACGAACCGCUUCCCAGACGGACUGGUGCCUGUUGGCGUCGACUCUGAGUGGGGCGGGGUUCACGAAGAAAGCGACAUUUCGUUCGGCGCCGAUGGUGACAGCUAUUAUGAGUACCUCCUCAAGCAGUGGCUUUUCACUGACAAGCAAGACGACCGUUUUAAAGAUGCUUACGAGACCUCGAUCUCUUCGAUGCGGACGGAGCUUAUCCGCACGGCCAAAGGCCCCGGAAAGCUUACAAUCCUUGGCAGCUCGGUGCUACGUGCUGAUAACACGCGGUCGUUCCAUGCCAAGAUGGACCACCUCUCGUGUUUUGUGCCAGGUAUGCUAGCUCUCGGCGCCCUACACGGUAUGCCAUCCUGGCACCAUGACCUCGCCAAGGACCUCAUGCGCACGUGCUACAUGAUGUACCACGAAACGCCAAGUGGAUUCGCACCGGAAGUGGUCUAUUUCGACGUCGAAGGCGAAGUGAAGGUCGUGCCCCCGACGCGCCAGCGUUUCAAGCACAAUGACCCAAAUGCUCGCCCGUACUUUGAAGCACCCGACUUUUUCUGGCCGAUUGACGACCCGUCUAAUGUCCACGCACUGCGACCCGAGGUCGUCGAAAGCCUCAUGCUGCUCUACCACACAACGGGCGACGAAGUGUACCGCGAGUGGGGUCGCGAAAUUUUUCAAGCUUUCGAGACACACGCACGUUUGACGACGGGCGGCUACGCAACAGUCCAUCGGCUCCACCUCAAAACGCCCCGUUCUACGCAUGGAAUCAUGGAGAGCUUCUUCCUCGCCGAGACGCUCAAGUACUUUUACUUGCUCUUUGCCGACACGACGGCCGUCCUACCGCUUUUGCAACGCUAUGUCAUGAACACAGAGGCACACCUCUUUCGUAUCACGAGCAGUAUGAAUUAAUACACGGCGGCAGUGACGAGGAUCGUCUGGAGCAGCUGCGACGCAAUCUCUUGGAUCAAAA